Eufriesea mexicana is the source of this 887-nucleotide messenger RNA. RefSeq lists its product as uncharacterized. The transcript has 2 exons. The record is from RefSeq and is a predicted model, not a curated record. Lineage: Eukaryota; Metazoa; Arthropoda; Insecta; Hymenoptera; Apidae. The coding region runs from base 1 to 858 and encodes 285 amino acids.
AUGAUAGAAAAGAAUGAAGAAAAUGCUGAUAAUGAUAGUCAUCUUGUCAGAAUAAGAUUAAUAGCUGAUAAAAGAACAUUUUUAGAAAAACAAUUUCUUCAGGUCCAAGAAGAAGUUAAAAUAUGUUUUGCUCAGUUAGCACAAACAUUAUAUGCAAGAGAAAAACAACUUUUACGACAAUCAGAAGCCAUUUAUAGACAGCAAAUAUCUUUGGCAUUAUCCAGUCAGGAAAUUCUUUCUCCAUGUAUAGCCAUAUUAAAUGAGAGAAAUGUUUUGGAAGAACAAAUUAAACAAUUUGGGAGGAUAGAGCUUACAGGGUCUAAUACAACCGCUAUAACUAAUCUAGAACCAUAUAAAAUUGCAGAAUAUCAAGAUAUAAAUAAAGAUCAUGUCUGUUUUGAUAAAUCUAUUCAAAAUACAGGCAUUGUUCCUUCUAUUACCAAAACUGAAUUUUCUUGUCCCACAGAAGAUGAAAACAUAAAUAAUAUUUCCACUAGAUUAAAGCCAUCUAGUAUAAUAAAUUUAACAGGAAAUUCCAGUCAUGAACCUAGUCUUCAAAAAAAGGAUUCUAAAGAACAUAUUGACUGUUCUUUAAAGGCAGAUACAGAAUUACACAAAAAUGAUUUUAAUUUUCAGACAACUAAUGUAAGUGAGCAAGAAAAUACAAAAAAUUAUAAGAAUUCUAAAAGAAAUAUAAUAGAGGAACAACAUAAUUCUCACGGACACACAGAACAAGUUCAACAGUGGUUGGAUCAAAUACUUUUAGAGACCGAGAUAGAACCAACUAUUCAUGAAGUGGAAAAAUUGCCUGAAAUAUCAGAAGCUUAUGUGUGCACCAAAUUUCAUUUAGAAACAUGAAAAUUAUAUUUAAUUAAGUAAUUUGCUCA